Molecule: messenger RNA, 6001 nt
Organism: Solanum dulcamara
Lineage: Eukaryota; Viridiplantae; Streptophyta; Magnoliopsida; Solanales; Solanaceae
Product: protein CHROMATIN REMODELING 5
Exons: 31
Coding region: 421-5544 (1707 amino acids)
Biological process (GO): regulation of transcription by RNA polymerase II; nucleosome organization
Cellular component (GO): nucleus; chromatin
Molecular function (GO): ATP-dependent chromatin remodeler activity; ATP binding; chromatin binding
Source: RefSeq, a predicted model, not a curated record
AUUUUUUUCUCUUGAGGAAAUUUAUUUGCUUUUUCUCUCUCUCUUUCUCUCUCUACAACACCCACAUUCUCUCUCUAAAAAAAAACUGGAAAAUUCAUCAAAAACCACACCGGUAAAUCCGAUUCACCUGCUUCAUCUUCUUCAUCAUUCCGAUUUUAAUCGAUUUUUAUCCUUAACUUGGCCUCCAAUUAGCAAUAAUCGCUUUAACAAAUUCAAAAAAAAUAAUAAUUUCAAUUAACAAACGUCGUCGUAUUAUACACCUUCAGCUUUUUUUUUGAGCCGCCGGAGGUGGGUUGUUGUUCUCCGGUGAAGUAAGUUUCCGAGGUUUUUGGAGGGAAGAGAACUGACAUUAAUACAUUUGAAAGCAAUUACCUUUUUGGGAAAAUAAGAGCAACUGAAAUUUUAAUGUGAAGACACAGUAUGGCUUUUUAUAGGAAUUAUUCGAAUGAAACGGUAACGUUGGAUGACAAAAGCCAAGGGGAACAAAGUAUGCAGGGAAUACAUCAGGAUGUAGGAAAUGAAGAAGUGGAAGGUAGUUUGAGUGAAAAUGAUGAUAAUGGUCAGUUACAAGAUGAAGUUGGUGUAGAAGUGGAAACAGCUGUGGAGGAUCAGGUGCCGCCUGGAAGAGGAGUUAAUAUGGCUGGGAAAUGGGGUUCUGGGUUUUGGAAGGAUUGUCAACCUAUGGACCCCUCAGGUAGGUCUGGUUCCGGUGAGGAGUCGAAGAGUGGAUCAGAGUAUAAGAAUGAGGAAGAAUCUGAUGAGGUAUCUGAUGGUAGGGAAGAUCAGUUGGAGUCGGAAGAUGAAGGAAGGCAGAAAGAAAUGGAAAAGAGUCGCAGUGUUCCCGUCGACGAGAUGUUGUCUGAUGAAUAUUAUGAACAAGACGGUGAUGAUCAGAGUGACUCGUUACAUUACAAAGCUGCUAACCCUUCAAGUGGGUAUAGUUCAAAGCCGCAGUCGAGGCCGGCUGCUGCCAGCAAGUAUGCAAGUCGGAAGGCAAAAGCUUCAAAAGAUCAGGAUGAUAACGAGUAUGCUGAUUACGACGACGACGGCAGUGAAGAUGAAGACGAUCCUGAUGAUCCUGACUACGGUAGCACAGGUCGUGGAAGGGGCAUUAAGGACAAGGAUGAUGACUGGGAGGGUGGAGAGUCUGAUGAGGUCAACAGUGAUGAUGAUGAGGUGGGCAUCUCUGAUGAAGAUGAAGAAUAUUACAGAAAACCUCAAGGCAAGCAAAAGAAUAGGGGUGGGCAUAGUGUAAAAUCUACCAGAGUAGUUAGGUCUCUUGCUACAUCUGCUCGACGGAAAAGGGGUAGAACAUCAUAUGAGGAGGAAGAAUCAUCAGAACAUGAUUCUGAAAACGAGAGCGAUGAGGACUUUGGAAAUAAACCUAGAAGAGUUGCAAAUCUCCGCCUGAAAAAUAGUGUUAGAUCUUCUGCUUCUAGUGUAUCUGGCAGGAAUAGUGAAAUCCGAACUUCAAGUCGUCGAUCGGUUCGGAAAGUUUCAUAUGCAGAGAGUGAAGAAAGUGAAGAAAUUGACGAUAGCAAGCAAAAGAAGGGCCAAAAGGAAGAACUUGAAGAGGAAGAUUGUGACUCAAUUGAGAAAGUUUUGUGGCAUCAGCCAAAGGGCAUGGCUGAAGAAGCUACAAGGAAUAACAAAUCAGCUGAUCCUAUGUUGUUGAGUCAUUUGUAUGACUCUGAACCAGAUUGGAAUGAGAUGGAGUUCUUAAUAAAAUGGAAAGGCCAGUCUCAUUUGCAUUGUCAAUGGAAGUCAUUUGUUGAGCUACAGAAUCUUAGUGGGUUUAAGAAGGUCUUGAAUUACACCAAAAGGGUCAUGGAGGAUGUAAAGUAUAGGAAGACUGUAUCCCGCGAGGAGAUCGAGGUAAAUGAUGUGAGCAAGGAAAUGGACUUGGAUAUCAUCAAACUGAACAGUCAGGUUGAGAGAGUUAUUGCAGACAGAAUCAGCAAAGAUGGUUAUGGUAACGUGGUGCCAGAGUAUUUAGUUAAGUGGAAAGGGCUAUCUUAUGCUGAAGCAACUUGGGAGAAGGAUGUUGAUAUUGCUUUUGGUCAAGAUGCUAUCGAUGAGUACAAGGCUCGUGAGGCUGCCAUUAUGGUACAAGGGAAAUCAGUGGAUUUCCAGCGCAAAAAGAGCAGAGGUAGUUUGAGGAAGCUUGAAGAGCAGCCUGAAUGGUUAAAGGGUGGGAAACUUCGAGAUUAUCAGCUUGAAGGCUUAAAUUUUCUGGUUAACAGUUGGAGGAAUGAUACUAAUGUUAUAUUAGCUGAUGAAAUGGGCCUCGGCAAAACUGUUCAGUCAGUUUCAAUGCUCGGUUUUCUACAGAAUGCUCAGCAAAUUCAUGGACCAUUUCUGGUUGUUGUCCCAUUAUCAACUCUCUCCAAUUGGGCAAAAGAAUUUAGGAAAUGGUUGCCUGAUAUGAAUGUUAUUGUCUAUGUCGGAGCACGUGCUAGUCGUGAGGUCUGUCAACAAUAUGAAUUCUACAAUGAUAAUAAAGUUGGCAGGACUAUCAAAUUUGAUGCGCUGCUUACCACUUAUGAGGUACUUUUGAAGGACAAGGCAGUGCUUUCAAAGAUAAGGUGGAACUACCUUAUGGUUGAUGAAGCGCACAGGUUAAAGAACAGUGAGGCUUCUCUUUAUACAACACUUUUGGAGUUCAACACGAAAAACAAGUUGCUUAUUACUGGUACUCCAUUGCAGAACAGCGUUGAAGAACUAUGGGCCUUACUCCACUUCCUUGAUCCUGAUAAGUUCAAGAGCAAGGACGAUUUUGUUCAGAAUUAUAAGAAUCUUAGUUCGUUUAAUGAAAUAGAGCUUGCGAAUCUUCACAAGGAAUUGAGGCCUCACAUUCUCAGGAGGGUCAUAAAAGAUGUGGAGAAGUCACUUCCUCCAAAGAUUGAACGAAUUCUUAGGGUUGAGAUGUCACCGCUACAGAAACAGUAUUACAAAUGGAUCUUGGAAAGGAAUUUUCAAGACUUGAAUAAAGGUGUUCGUGGGAAUCAGGUUUCACUUUUAAAUAUUGUGGUGGAGUUGAAGAAAUGUUGCAAUCACCCCUUUUUAUUUGAAAGUGCGGACCAUGGUUAUGGUGGGGAUGCAAAUUAUUUUGGCAGCACAAAAGUGGAAAGAAUUAUACUUAGCAGUGGUAAGCUUGUUAUACUUGACAAGCUGCUGGACAGAUUGCAUGAGACGAAGCAUCGAGUGUUGAUAUUUUCUCAGAUGGUUAGGAUGCUGGAUAUACUGGCAGAAUAUUUGUCUAUCAAAGGAUUCCAAUAUCAGCGGCUUGAUGGUAGUACUAAGUCUGAGUUACGCCAGCAGGCUAUGGACCACUUUAAUGCACCUGGUAGUGAAGACUUCUGUUUUCUUCUGUCGACGCGAGCUGGUGGAUUGGGUAUAAAUCUUGCAACAGCAGACACUGUUAUUAUUUUUGAUUCUGAUUGGAAUCCCCAAAAUGACUUGCAGGCAAUGAGUAGAGCUCAUAGGAUAGGACAGCAAGAAGUUGUCAACAUCUACAGAUUUGUUACAAGUAAAAGUGUGGAGGAAGAUAUCUUGGAACGUGCUAAGAAGAAGAUGGUUCUUGACCAUCUGGUGAUUCAGAAACUGAAUGCAGAGGGUAAAUUAGAGAAGAAAGAAACCAAGAAAGGAAGUCUCUUUGAUAAGAAUGAGCUCUCUGCAAUCUUGAGGUUUGGGGCUGAGGAAUUAUUUAAGGAAGAAAAAAAUGAUGAAGAGAGCAAGAAGAGGCUUCUCAGUAUGGAUAUUGAUGAAAUUCUUGAGCGGGCUGAAAAGGUUGAAGAGAAAGGAGCUGAGGCAGAGGAAGGAAAGGAGUUGCUGAGUGCUUUUAAGGUUGCCAAUUUCUGUGGUGCUGAAGAUGAUGCAACUUUUUGGAGUCGAUGGAUAAAGCCAGAAGCUAUUGCACAAGCUGAAGACUCUUUGGCUCCUCGAGCUGCUCGAAAUAAAAAGAGUUACGCAGAAGCUAGCCCUCUGGUGGAAACUAAUAAAAGAAAGAAGGGUGUUGAUGCUCAGGAAAGGUUCCCUAAGCGUCGCAAGGGAGAUUUUAGCUGCACACUUCCGGCAAUUGAUGGUGCUUCCGCUCAAGUGAGAGGAUGGUCUUAUGGGAACUUGUCAAAAAGAGACGCCACACGUUUUUCUCGUGAGGUCAAGAAGUUUGGGAAUGAUAGUCAAAUUGACUUAAUAUCAUCAGAGGUUGGUGGGGCAGUUGAAGCGGCGCCAACUGAAGCUCAAGUUGAGCUUUUUGACUCAUUAAUAGAUGGCUGUAGAGAAGCAGUUAAAGGUGAAGUUGUUGACCCAAAGGGACCUCUCUUAGAUUUUUUUGGUGUUCCUGUGAAGGCCGAUGAUCUAUUGGGCCGUGUUGAGGAACUUCAACUCCUAGCAAAGCGCAUUUCUCGGUAUGAGGAUCCCGUCUCACAGUUCCGUGCUUUGGCUUAUCUAAAGCCUGCUACUUGGUCUAAAGGUUGUGGCUGGAACCAGAAGGAUGACGCCAGACUGCUACUCGGAAUUCAUUAUCAUGGAUUUGGCAACUGGGAAAAGAUACGGUUAGAUGAAAAACUUGGCCUCAUGAAGAAGAUUGCUCCAGUGGAACUACAACAUCAUGAGACUUUCUUGCCACGAGCUCCGCAGUUGAAGGAGAGAGCUUCUCAACUUCUGCAAAUGGAAGUUGCAGCUGUUGGUGGGAAGAACACUAGUUUAAAAGUGGGCCGUAAGUCUUCCAACAAGCAGAAGGAAAGCCUUCCCAGCACCACAGCACCUCUUGGAAAGGGUAAACAAAGUAAAUUAAGCUCAUCCGGAAAUGCUAAAAUGGGUAGAGGCAGAGCUGCAAAAGGUCAAAAAAAGGUUGAACCGUUGGUUAAAGAGGAAGGUGAAAUGUCAGACAAUGAGGAAGUUUAUGAGCAGUUUAAAGAGGUGAAAUGGAUGGAAUGGUGUGAAGAUGUGAUGGUAUAUGAGGAAAAGACGCUUAAGCGUCUUCAAAGAUUGCAGACUACUAGUGCUGAUCUCCCAAAGGACAAGGUGUUGGCCAAAAUACGGAACUACUUGCAGCUUCUUGGUCGCAGGAUUGAUCAAAUAGUUUUCGAAUAUGAAAAGGAAUCCCAUAAGCAAGAAAGGAUGACAGUCCGUUUAUGGAAUUAUGUCUCAACAUUUUCAAAUUUGUCUGGCGAGAAGCUUCGUCAGAUUUAUUCUAAACUUAAACAGGAGCAACAUGUAGAAGGAAGGGUAGGACCAUCGCAAUUUAAUGGUUCUGCACCUGCGCAUCCAACGCCAGGGUUUAUACCCCGAGGUUUUGAUGCGGCCAAAUUUGAAGCAUGGAAACGAAGGAAAAGAGCUGAAGCUGAUGUUCAUUCGCAAGUUCAGCCCCAACAUCAAAGAACUUUGACCAAUGGUACGCGCCUUCCUGAACCGAACUUAUCAUCAGGGAUUCUUGGCGCAGCUCCUUUAGAUAGCAAACAGUCGGUUAAUGGUAGGCCUUACAGAACACAUCAGUCUGGCAUGCCCCAGAGACCAGGUUUCUCAUCCGGUCCCAGAUAGCUCUUCUACUGGACAUAAACUGCCAUGGUACCCCUGCAGGGAAGCCAUUCAAUUUUGUCUCAGUGGCUUUUGCUGCUUCGGUCUAUAUUCUUUACCUGGAAUUGCGUUGGUCCAUGGGAAUACAAAUUUUUGCCAAUUCCUUGGCCACCAUCUGCUAUUCUGAAGCAACUGUAAACCAGAGGACUGCAUCAUUUAGAAGCCAGAACCAGUGAACUCAGAGGCCCUUUCCUAGAUCCAGGAGAUGAAGAUUUGGAUAUAUUGAAAAAUUCUAGGGCACAAAUAUCUUCCCGUUAUAGAUAAAAUCCCGGUCUUUUUUGUUUUGACGUAUAUAGUGGAUAGUGAAAGAGCAUUUCCCUAGGUCAUAUGUGACAGUAUGUCACAGUCUGUAUGUAUUAUGCUUUUUGCGAAGUGUACAUUAUCAAAUUUUGCUUAUUCAAUAACUCAACAUUAUUCUUUA